AUGAGCUACGUCACGAAUGCCACCGACUGGUUGUCUGAUUCUAUCACUUACCAGGCCAAAAGCCUCAUCGCUACUUUCUAUGAGCUCGCGGAUUCCAAAGUUGAGGAUGCAGGAGAUCGACUAGCCACCGAGGUAUUCUCGAAUCAAGCAACCUUCAUCAGUCCUAGCGGGACAUUUAAUGGAACUGCAGAAAUAUCAAAAUGCAGAGAGGGUGCAUGGUCCUCAGUGACGUCAAGGAGGCACAGUAUCUCGAAAGGGUUUGCGGCAACCCAACGCAUGGGCACGAGCAGUAAGACUGAACUGGUCUUGCUUGGAUCGGUCCAUAUGGAGUUGGUGAACGGGAAGAGCUUCGACUCGCCGUUUGCUGCUCACAUUAUCAUGGGCUCCUCAACUCAGCGCUUAACCGAGCCUCGUAUCGACUUUCUUGAGGUGUUUUCUGAAAAAUCACCGCCAGCGGCGAUUCUGAGUACGGAAUAG
Messenger RNA from Colletotrichum costaricense, 477 nucleotides. RefSeq lists its product as uncharacterized. The coding region runs from base 1 to 477 and encodes 158 amino acids. The record is from RefSeq and is a predicted model, not a curated record. The transcript has 3 exons. Lineage: Eukaryota; Fungi; Ascomycota; Sordariomycetes; Glomerellales; Glomerellaceae.